UUUGGACGCUUACAUCGGUUACUACUUGUUGAUAGAACGAAGCAAUUUUGCUUUUAUACAACUGUAAAGUUGAAUAUAAUAACAUGAAAUACUAAGCAUAAGAAUAAAUCAAGUAUGAAAGUAAAAGUAACAAAGUUACUUUUACUUUACUUUUACUUUUACUUUACUUAUGCUGGCUGGCAUUUACAUAAUUACAAGAAGGCUACAAUUAGUAUUGAGCUCAGGUGUUAAAUACAUGGGUAACAUAGGUAUGGGUAGGACAUGUAGUAACCCACAGCCUGAGGGACGACAGUGACAUGGAACGGGAGCGUCGGUCCGAGGCAAUAUGUUAGCCCGCAGAUUUGCACGCUGUACUGGGCAGGCAACCAUAUUCUGUGAAGGACUUAAAAGCUAUAGUAGACUACUUGAGUGAACACAAUGCAUAUGGUGAAGUUACAGGAAAAAAGGUGUGGAUGGACUUAGCCGCCAGUUCUAAAGUUAAAAACAGAACAUGGCAGAGUUUGAAGAAGGCAUAUUUUCGCAAUAUUGAGUUGACCAAACCCCUUGGUGGUCUUCGUCCAAAGCAAGGCAUAUGUUCAACUAGUAAAGAUUAUUCAGAUGGUGAAGUGCAAAUAGUUGAAUCAGAAGAAGAGAUAAUAGACAGAAACUCAGCUGACGAAAAAGAAGGCGAAAGAGAAUAUAGAAGAGAUAUUUUCUUGCCUUUAAAUCAGGAAGCUUUGCAAGAAAACAGUAAUCUACGUUCAAACAAAAAUGAAAAUCUAGAAAAUGGUCUAAAAAGAGCUAACUCUCAGGAAUUGGAAACUAAUAAAAGAAUAUUAUUAGCGGAUUCCGGAACAUCUGACUCAAGUGGGACCUGUCGUAGAUCGUGGAAAACAGAACGUCGCAAAUGUACCAUUUCACACUCUUCGGAAACCAAUUAUGGCAAUGGGACUUUCGAAUCGAGCGACUGGAUACCAGAACCUUGGUCUGAGCGUGUGUCGUCGCUACCGGCCCGGUUUGGCAGUAAGGGAAGGUACAUUAGAAAAUAUUUGCAGCACAGAUUAUGGGUAUCACUUCCAGUAUUAUCAUUUAGAGAGGAUAGCGGAUCUGUGGAGGAUAAUAACGCUGUGGUACAGAAUGGGCAAUCUCCUAAAAACAAUGACACUUAUACGCGCGAAGACGAUUUAGAUCAAGACGUAGUUUUUUGGAAGCUGUUAUACUCUAAGGAAAAGGAAAAGACUGAAGAAUUGACCAAGUUGAUAAACCAGACGAAGGGAGAAGAGCAGCAAGGAGAGCAUAGUCGAGUUCCGCCAGAGCAGCCAACAUCAGCGCAGAACAGCAAUGCAAACGAGUCAGCCCUAACACCUGAAUCUACACAAUAUGUUCCAGAAACUUCGCAGGUGCCACCACGCCCUCAACCACAUCCACCAAAGGAGAAAGUCACUGUUAAGAUGAAAUUUAUUAAAAAGAAUGUGGAGGUGCAAGUACAAGUAAAAGCCUACCCGUCUCAACUCGGCCCGAUCAUGGCGCGCGUGGCUCAACUGUUCCAAAAGGAACCAGAGCAGUAACGGCUAGCAGUGUGAGCGCCGAAACUGGCGCACUAGCGCCCGAGCGUGAAACGUGACAGAUCUACUCGGGCUAGUGAAUAAUAUGAAUGUUACCACAAAUAUGUCUCUAUACUUUAUUCCUUGUUAUCUUUGCAUUUCAGCUCAGUAGCUUAUUUUAAGUACCCUAGACCAUUUUCUUUAAUUCAUUGUACAGACUUUUUCAUUAUAAUUGCUUUAUUACAUAUAAGUAGGUAUAGAUGUCGACCGCCCGUAUCCCUAAUUUAAUUUACGUUUUUUAAGUUCUGCUAAGCAGACUAAUUUUCGAUGAGUUGAGUGGAUAUUCAAAAUAUUUUUUCCCCUUUUUUAUAAGAUUACACUUUACCUACUUUACCUUACCGUAAAAUAAAGCUAAUACAGGGUGCUUUCUAUGGUUCACGUUCGUCCGUUAGUUGUAUGGACCGAAUAAGUUUAAAAGAACGCUUGUUUGUAUUGCACACUUAACAAAAAAGUGACAUUCCAAAAAAGUCGUGUUUUUUUAUCCAACUUGUUUCAGAUCGUAAGUCGUAUUUUUUUAAAUGUCCAAUACAAAUAAGCAUAGUUUGCAACUUAUUCGGUUUAUACGAACGACCGAACGAAUAUGAACCAUAGUGUAGGCACCCUGCUAAUAAUACAUACUUUUUCUGUAAAACUUAAACCACACAAUUAUGCAGAAUUGUGUAAGAAUUUAAGUUAAAAAGUCAGUACAUAAUAAAUUAAAUGUAAAUUAGUUUUGGUGGUAACUUAAUAAAAUAAAAACAAAUUUAAAAUA
Molecule: messenger RNA, 2334 nt
Organism: Maniola jurtina (meadow brown)
Lineage: Eukaryota; Metazoa; Arthropoda; Insecta; Lepidoptera; Nymphalidae
Exons: 12
Coding region: 453-1547 (364 amino acids)
Source: RefSeq, a predicted model, not a curated record